UUCGAACUCAUUCAUUCAUCCCGUUAAAAUUUCCCCCGCAAGACAUACUUAACCCGGUUGUGAAUUAUAGUUUUUUUUUGGAUUUAGUUGUAAGAGAAUCAUUAAAAGAAAAUGAAGAAACUUUUUCUCCUUUCACUGGCUUUCGUUGUGAUCUCAGCAAAGUUUCCAACAAAUGUGAAAAAGUGCUCAUAUGGGGACUCUCAGUGUUUAAUUCAGUCCUCAGAGGAAGUCCUACGUAGUGCAGGAAAUGGAUUUCCGGGACUCAACUUAAUCCCCAUUGAUCCUCUUCGAGUGGAUAAAGUGGAUAUAAGGCAGAACAGUGAGAGUCCUGUGAAUAUUAAUUUAUUCUUCCGCGACAUUAUUCUCAAUGGGCUUAGUCAGCUGAAAGUCUACAAAAUGCAGGGCUUUGUGGAGAAUCCAAGAAAAAUUGAAAUGAGAGCACGUCUCGAUAAACUCGUCCUUAAUGCAAAUUACAAGGCAAGAGGACGAAUUUUGCUGCUUCCAAUAAACGGAGAAGGAAAAUGUAAUUUAACUUUCGACAAUUGGGACGCCGGAUGGCGAUUCACUGUCAACAAAGUUGAGAAGAACAACAAAGAAUAUGUUAAAGUUGAAAAUUCAAAGCUUUUCUUCAAUACAACAAGGCUCCAUAUGGACUUUGAAAAUCUCUUCAAUGGAGAUCGUGCCUUGAGUGAUAAUAUGAAUCAAUUCCUCAAUGAAAAUUGGAAUGUAAUCUUGACUGAACUUAAACCAGCACGACUGAUGCUAUUUCCCAAAUUCUACAAAAUGUCAUUAGUGGACCCUUCUCCAAGAUUCCCUACAAUGAACUCUUCAAUGCACCAGAAGUUAAUUAAUUUCCCUGGAAAAUUAUAUAUACAAUUUCUACUUAUUUUGCAAUCCUCUCAAGUAUAUUAUGUAUAUGAAAAUUAUAUUUGCAUAAAUUGUAUAAAUUUUUUUCAUCUCACUAUUGAACAGUAUAAAAGCAACGAUUUUUCCACAAUUCAAGGGUAUUUCAUUUCUCACAUUCAACAAGACAAGAACGCGGUGUUUGCGGAGAAAAUCACGAUGGAUAAGUGGAAAAUUUUUCUCUUUCUCAAUUUGUGCGCACUGAGCUGUGCUAUGUCGCCGCAUACGCCGUGCCCAUUUGGUGACAGUGAUUGUGUUGUGAAUCUCUUUAAUUCCAUCAUUAGUCUCUUUGGUGAUGAAGACACCGACUUCCAAGCACUCGAUCCGCUUCUCAUUGAGAAUGCAACACUCGCAACAAAAUUCACACCAACAGUGCAUUUUAAGCUCUUCCUGCUUAAUUCGAAGCUUCACGGAUUGCAGUCAUUGAAAGCUCUACGAGCCACAGCCAUUGAGGAAGAUUUUAUGGGGAAAGAGAAUGAAAUUGUCUUCACAGCGCCCCAACUAACCCUCCAUGGGCCGUAUAAGAUGAAAGGAAAAUUCCAUUUAAUCCCAUUGAUUAGCUCCGGAAUGUGCAACAUCACGAUAUACAACGUGGAGCUUGCAGUUAAGUACACGCUCGAUAAGAUUACGCUGAAUGGAGAGACUUAUCUUAAGACAACCAGCACAAUGGUGGACGUAAAACCUGGUGAUAUGCGAACGCAAAUGGACAAUAUUUUCAACACAAAUCCGGAGAUCGAUGAGGCUGUGCAUUUGUACAUAAAUGAGAAUUGGCGGGAUGUCUUCAAGGAUAUGAAGCCAUCAGUCACGAAGACAUUUUCCAAAAUCACCGAGGAUGUGUUCAAUGCGAUUUCAACCAAAGUUCCGCUGAAGCUUUUCCUACAAGUCAACUAG
Messenger RNA from Lutzomyia longipalpis, 1794 nucleotides. RefSeq lists its product as uncharacterized. The record is from RefSeq and is a predicted model, not a curated record. The coding region runs from base 112 to 1794 and encodes 560 amino acids. The transcript is spliced from 8 exons. NCBI's taxonomy places the organism in Eukaryota, Metazoa, Arthropoda, Insecta, Diptera, Psychodidae.